UUCCUCUAUUAUCUAUAAAAAACCGGAUACCGGAAAACAUUGUUUAUUGAAUAUUGAUACUCGAGACUUUUCUGUCUUCUGUGACUACUACUUGAAUUUUUAGCGUGUGGUGGAAAGUGGUCAGUGGACGAUUUGAUUUAGGACGUGUUAUUAGCUACUUCGUAUGCCGAAAGUUCGCAGAAGUCGUAAACCUCCUCCGGAUGGGUGGGAACUAAUAGAACCUACGCUAGAAGAAUUGGAACAGAAAAUGAGAGAAGCUGAAACCGAAUCUCAUGAAGGAAAACGUAAAGUUGAGGCACUGUGGCCGAUUUUCAAAAUUCAUAACCAAAAAUCAAGAUAUAUUUACGAUUUGUUUCAUAGACGUAAAGCUAUUUCUAGAGAAUUGUAUGAUUUUUGCUUACAAGAAAAAAUUGCUGAUCAAAAUUUAAUAGCUAAAUGGAAAAAACAAGGUUAUGAAAACUUAUGUUGUCUUCGUUGUAUUCAAACAAGGGAUACAAAUUUUGGUACUAGCUGUAUAUGCAGAGUCCCAAAAUCUAAACUAGAAGAAGGUCGAAUUGUGGAAUGUGUGCAUUGUGGAUGUAGAGGUUGUUCUGGCUAAUUAAACACUGAACACUGAAUAAAUGAUAAUUGUAUUACUUUUAUUCUUAAUACUUGUAAAAUAAAUGUAUUUCUUUAUUAA
This is a messenger RNA of Aphis gossypii (cotton aphid), 679 nucleotides long. RefSeq names its product protein BUD31 homolog. Gene Ontology annotation, biological process: mRNA splicing, via spliceosome. Gene Ontology annotation, cellular component: nucleus; spliceosomal complex. Bases 164 to 598 code for a protein of 144 amino acids. The transcript is spliced from 4 exons. The record is from RefSeq and is a predicted model, not a curated record. NCBI's taxonomy places the organism in Eukaryota, Metazoa, Arthropoda, Insecta, Hemiptera, Aphididae.